Molecule: messenger RNA, 3819 nt
Organism: Anopheles gambiae (African malaria mosquito)
Lineage: Eukaryota; Metazoa; Arthropoda; Insecta; Diptera; Culicidae
Product: serine protease Hayan-like
Exons: 10
Coding region: 122-1942 (606 amino acids)
Biological process (GO): proteolysis
Molecular function (GO): serine-type endopeptidase activity
Source: RefSeq, a predicted model, not a curated record
CAUUCAAAGGUGAUCAAAGGUUUUACUAUCAGAUGCUUGGUACGUUUAACUAAAAAUAACACGUACGUCUCAACGAACGCGAUGAAUUAUCAAUCAGUCUGGAUUGUGCCUCAUCUUGAAGAUGACAGCGUACAUUUGUGUGUUUAUAAGUGUUUUAAUUUUAGUUACAACACUGCAUUACUCUGACGCUUACUGGCGUAACGAUCUCAAACAUGAAGCUAUAAAAGGAUUAAAACAAGAAAACAUUUUAAAACGACAUAAGAGGCAAGAAGUUUCUCAUGCAACUGCAGACGACAAAGAAGGAUUGCAGCUGGAGUUUCCACAUAUAGUUCCUGUAGCACUUGGUGGUGGAGGACGUGGUUGCCUAGGGGUAUUGCUGUCUGAAAAUUUUGUCGUUGGAUCAGCGCACUGUCUACACUCCAGCACUUCUGUAUCAGUCCAUGGAGAACUCGUUAAUGUCUCAAAAAUUAUUAUUCACCCUAUGUACAACGCACGUAAAAAAAAUUAUGAUAUUGGAUUAUUGAAGCUCGCGGCAAACGUGAAUAUACAAUCAACUGUUGUACCGGCCUGUCUAUGGUUGGAUGAUAAUAUAAGCAUUGCCAAUGUUAAAUUGAUUGGAACAAAUGAAUUUUUUGAUACAAAUUCUAUAGUGCAGACCACGAGGAUCACACUAAAAAAUGCCGAAAAAUGUCAACCAUACCUCAAUUAUAUCUCGCUACUCACUGGAUUCUCACUUACAGUACAUCAGAUGUGUGUCUUUUACGAAUUCGAAGAACACUGGCGGUGGAAAGGUGGACUAGUUUAUGUGGAUUUAAUUUAUGAGAACCACAUUGUUCCAUUUGUUAUUGGAAGUGCCUCGUUUGCUCCGAUUCGUGGUUUACAUAGACUACAUGGAUUUAGCAAACUGUCCAAAUUUGUUGACUGGAUAUCCAAAAUCAUGCGCGAGGAAGGGGCAGAUGUAUCGUUUGAGCCGUUGAUUUGUGCCAAGCGCCAUUUAGAAUAUCGACGUCAAAUUAACAACACAACAUCAUUCGAGCCGAACAUCGCUGUUGACACCACGGUAUCCAUUCACAGCCACCCCGAUGCACCUCACACAAAGAUUUGUGUAGGAGUAUUGAUAAGAAAAGAUGCCGUGAUCACAUUGGCACAGUGUGCGAGCAAUUUAAUGUCUUAUACUUCCAGAGUAGUUUUAGCCGAUGGGUCAUUCAUUGCGAUCCGAGAUAUCAUUAUUCAUCCCGACUACUCGGACGAUUCUCUCUACAGUAAUAUAGCCAUUUUAAAACUUGUCUCGCAAGCAUCUGUUACUCCUAUCGAAAUAGCACCAUAUUACUCAAAACAUGAUAAAAUAACAUUAUACGCUAGUGUGAUCAAUGGCGACCAAUCAAAAAAUAACAAGUUCUUUGCCGUCCAUGGACUUAACGUGCGGUUCAGUUACGAAUGCAACCCGUCGGAAGAGCAUCAUUCUCGACUUUUGAAAGGAUUGCAUCCUGAACAUAUGUGUCUACAGAACAAUCAUACGCUUGUUCCGGGUAGCUGCGAGGCACACCCAGGUUCAGCUGUAUUUUGGUAUCAUAAUGAUAAAAAAUACUUGCUGGGGUUGUACAUGCAUGGGGAAAAUUGUGGCUUCGGAGAUCAAGCGCUCGGUCUGUAUGUGUAUGCAUACAAUGCAUGGAUCCAUUCAGUUAUUGAAACACCAUCGCAACAUUCUCUGGGCUACGUUUUUCCAUUCUUAAAAACAUCGGACGAAUGUUCUUACCCAGAUGGUGCGACAGGUACUUGCGUAAGCCAUAUAAACUGUCCCAAUAUAUCGAAAAGAGCUGGAAAAAGUUUACCAAUAUUUUACUGCAGUAGCAGAGCAAUUGUGUGUUGUCCUAGACAUUUGGAAGCACAGAAGGAAGAGGAACAUGAAGGAAUAGCGUUUGCUUUCUACCGUACUGUGUAAAAAUGUCAUCGAUGUACAUAUAUAUAUAUUUUUUUGUACUACGUAUUAUUUGAGUGUGGUGUAAUGAAGUUUCUAGAGUCUAGACGAAUUUAACGACAACACUGCACUUGAAGUGUGACAAAACAACAGAUGCACAGUCGAGAUUCGGGACAACGUGAAUCGGAUUGAUCAUUUCGUUUUCCAAAUACAACUGGAACGUUGCUACCCAGCAAAUUUUGUCAUCCGACAUCAGUAAUGUUUUUUACUGAAGCGGUUCAGUAAUAGAAUAUUUAACUGAUUUUGAGCGUAAAGGUCAUGUUUUUACUGAUUUUGUUUUCAGUGAAAUAAUUUGCUGGAUGCAUUUUAGUAAUACGCAUUUUACUGAUAAUCAGCAAAAUAAGCGUCAAAUCAGUCGUUUUACGGGAUAUCAGUUAAACAAAUGACUCAAAAUGCAGCAAAUCAUUCUGUCAAAUUGACCUGUUAGUCAGAACAUCCACACAAAUCCAUGCGGUGCUCGCUUGCUUGUGAUGUGAAAAAAAGUUGAUUUUGGUAGGCGCUUACAGACACCCUGGUGAAAUUUCAGGUGAAAUUUCGGCUUACGGGACUAAUAUCAAACAAUUGACAGCCGUGUUGGUGUGUCAAAUAUUUGCUACAAUUAACAAUGCCUGAUGAAAUUUCGUUGAGUCUGUGAGCGCUUACUGAACCACCAUAACUUGUUGCGGCAAAAUACAGUUUAAAAACUGUAUUAUACAUCAUAAAACAUGGAUGAACAUAAAUUGAGAGACUGCCAAUUGCUGCGCAUCAAUAAAAUACUUAAUUUGGAAUAAAUAUUUCACUUUUCAAUAAUAAUAAACUUUUCAGUAAUAUGCUAAUGGCAUUACUUUGAUUGCAGUAAACGAGCUGUCAUUUUGGUGAGCACCCAAACUUACUGAAUGAUUCAGAAAAUAUUAUUUUUACUGAAAGGAUUACUGAAUCUUCAGCUCAAAAAAAUUCAGUUAAAUUCAAGGCCCAGUAAAAGUUCAGUUUGCUGAGGUUUUCUAUGUCUAUGGGUUUUUACUUUACUAUCUGUGGUAUCUCACUCAAAUUUAGCUCAUUUGAUACAUAGAUUAUCUGGAAAAAGUUAACACAACCUGCAAAAAUAUGGUCGAUACUGUAUUUUUAACUUAAAUUAAAAAAAACUCCUUCUAUCAACAAGCCCGAUCUCUUUCCCGUUGACUGGAUGUCCCAUAUUUCAUUGACUUUUGCCAGUAGUAUUCUUCUUCUUCUUCUUCUUUGGCAAAGCAACCGCUGUUGGUCAAGGCCUGCCUGUACCCACUGGUGAAAUGAGCUUGGCUUUCAGUGACUUAUUGUUACCAUAGCAGGAUAGUCAGUCCUACGUAUGGGGGCACGGUCUAUUCGGGACUUGAACCCAUGACGGGCAUGUUGUUACGUCAUACGAGUUGAUGACUGAACUACCAGACCUAGUACCUAGUGCCAGUAGUACAGCCGAUCAAAGAUGAUAAUGAUGAACUCAUUGGGGUAUAGUUUCUAUAAACAUGUGUUGCGAAAAUUCUUUAGUUUUACAAAGUUGAAGUCGAGUGCACACCCACUUUUAAGGUGAAAAGGUUUCUCUAGCCAACUCAACAUUGAUAGCUUCAUUUCUAAUCCUUAAAAUCGCAAUUCAACAUUGUCAAAUGUAUGUCGAACAUACACAAACCAUUGACAGAUCAUUGGAGUUUCCAUUAUUAUUAUUCAAAUGUAUUUUACAGGAUUGAAUUGUUUGCUUAAGGUGAACUAGAGGAACCUUAUAUCAAGCAAUCAUUUACGAUUCACUUCGGCUGAACGGAAUUUCAAAUAAGAAAAAAAAUCAUGCUUUAUAUUCCCGACAGAAUUAAAAAUAAAUUAUAAUGAAAAUCUAA